Messenger RNA from Vicugna pacos (alpaca), 3046 nucleotides. NCBI's taxonomy places the organism in Eukaryota, Metazoa, Chordata, Mammalia, Artiodactyla, Camelidae. The record is from RefSeq and is a predicted model, not a curated record.
AGUGGUUUAUUGUUUAGCUUUCUUUGGGAGAAACCGGUUUGAUAAUAGACCUUGUUUGCCUUUCAAAAAGUCAUUUCAUGAAACUUCCCUUUCCAUUUGAAAUAGUAAUAGUAAUAAUUCUACUACUUUGAAGAGUUCAAAGCAGCAAAUAAAUGGAAUUACGGAGCUAGUUGGAUGGGAAGGUUGUAAGUUUGGUGUAAACAUAUUCAAUAUAAAGUGAUAAUGGGAUAUCUGAAUAGAAAUUCCCAGAACAGUUGAAAAUUCAGAAUUUGUGUCCAGUUUAAGGAACAGAACUGGAGACAUUGAUUUAUGGGCCACCAGCCUAGUUAAAGUCAUAAGAAAAUGGAUGAAAUGUUUUAUGGCAAUAAGGGAAACAGUCCAAGGACUGAUCAUGAAUGAUGGUAAGGAAAGCCAGAGAAGCACUGGGCAUGGGCUAUAGAAACUGAGAAACCAUUUUAGUCAGGAUAUGAUUUGUUUCUUUUUUAAUAAUUUAGUAGAUUUUUGUAACUGGCAGUGCCUUCAUGAGGGAGGAAAUUCACAAAGUAAAAAAGAGAACAAAAAGUUUUUACCUGGCGCUGAGAUAGAUGCUGGGGAUAUAAAGAUGAAUAAGAUUCAGCUUUCCCCUCAAAGGAGAGAGAGAACUUUAGCAGAUCAUUUCAAUUGGUGUGAUAAAUCCUGGAAUAAAGAUACGUACAUAUGCAUCAUAGCAUAUAGGGCAGCCCUGUAAACUCAAGUGGAAGAAUGUGAAAGUCGUUAUGGACUGGUCGUAGAAGGAAUCCUAAAGAUAACAGGCAAGAUGUGUGUUCGGCAAGGGGAUCAGUUAGGAGGCCAGUAUAAUAAUCCACUUGAGUCCAUGAGGGCCCUGAACAGUACUAUAGGAGGGGAAGACACAUGUUAAACAUUUAGAAAUAAAAUUGGUGAGACUAUGUGAUUUGCAGUGGAAAAUUAAGGAGAGGGAGAAAUCGACAAAGUUUCUAAUUUGUGUGACUAGGAGAUGGUACCAAGAGACAGAGCAAGUUUCAGGGAGAUGACAUGGUUAAAGUGAGCAAACAAUGGCCAGUAAUCACAAACCUUCAGGAGCUCGCCCUGUUUCACGAGGUGUGAUUGGGUUGACAGGAAGGCCUCCUUCUGGAAUUCGACCCCCAUCAGGAAAUAUUCGAAUGGCAACUGGAAUGCCACCUGGAACAGCAAGACCAGGUUCCCGUGGUGGUCCCAUAGGAACAGGAGUUCUGUCUUCUCAAAUCAAAGUUGCCGAUCGUCCUGUAACACAGCAAGGUUUGAGUGGAAUGAAAACUGGGAUGAAAGGUCCCCAGAGGCAAAUUUUAGACAAAUCUUAUUAUCUUGGGCUUCUUCGAAGUAAAAUAAGUGAGCUUACAACAGAAAUUAAUAAACUUCAGAAAGAAAUAGAAAUGUACAAUCAAGAGAAUUCAGUAUAUUUGUCAUAUGAAAAGAGAGCUGAGACUUUAGCUGUUGAAAUCAAAGAGUUUCAAGGACAACUAGCAGACUACAACAUGUUGGUGGAUAAACUUAAUACUAAUACUGAAAUGGAAGAAGUAGUGAAUGAUUACAACAUGCUGAAAGCUCAAAAUGAUCGAGAAACACAAAGUAUGGAUGUUAUAUUUACUGAAAGACAAGCGAAGGAAAAACAAAUCAGAAGUGUAGAAGAAGAAAUUGAACAGGAAAAACAAGCAGCAGAGGGCAUUAUAAAAAAUAUGUCUCCUGAAAAACAAGUCAAGUACAUAGAAAUGAAAACCACAAAUGAGAAAUUGUUGCAGGAAUUAGAUACACUUCAACAACAACUAGAUUCAUUGAAUAUGAAAAAAGAGAGUUUGGAAUCUGAAAUAGCACACUCUCAGGUAAAACAGGAGGCUGUAUUGCUUCAUGAAAAACUUUAUGAGUUGGAGUCCCACAGAGAUCAACUGAUUGCAGAAGACAAAAGCAUGGGAUCUCCAAUGGAAGAGAGAGAGAGAUUACUUAAGCAGGUUAAAGAAGAUAAUCAGGAAAUAGCCAGCAUGGAGCGACAGUUAACAGAUAUAAAAGAAAAAAUAAAUCAAUUUAAUGAAGAAAUUAGACAACUUGACAUGGAUUUAGAAGAACACCAAGGUGAAAUGAAUCAGAAGUACAAGGAGCUGAAAAAAAGGGAGGAAAGUAUGGACAAUUUUAUUGAGACUUUUGAGGAAACUAAGAAUCAGGAAGUGGAAAGGAAGGCACAGAUAGAAGCCAACAUUGUUGCACUUUUGGAGCACAGUAGUAGAAAUAUAAAUCGUAUGAAACAGAUAUCCUCUAUCACCAAUCAAGAGCUGAAGAUGAUGCAGGAUGAUCUCAAUUUUAAAUCUACUGAAAUGCAGAAAUCACAAAGUACAGCUAGGAAUCUGACUUCAGAUAGUCAGCGUCUACAGUUGGAUCUACAGAAAAUGGAGCUUCUGGAAAGUAAAAUGACUGAGGAACAACAUUCUCUAAAAAGCAAAAUUAAGCAAAUGACAACUGAUCUGGAGACAUAUAAUGAUUUGUCAACUUUAAAAUCAUCAGCUGAAGAAAAGAAAAAGAAAUUGCAUCAGGAGAGAACAGUAUUAUCAACCCGUAGAAAUACCUUUAAAAAAAUAAUGGAGAAACUAAACAUACAAUGUGAGACAUUGAAAACACAGUUGCAAGAAAAUGAGACACAUUCUCAGCUUACAAAUCUGGAGAGGAAGUGGCAACACCAUGAGCAAAACAAUUUUGUGAUGAAAGAAUUCAUAGCAACCAAGAGUCAAGAGAGUGAUUACCAGCUAAUUAUGAAGAAUGUGACCAAGCAGAUUGCAGAGUACAAUAAAACCAUUGUGGAUGCUCUACAUAGCAUGAGCAGAAACUGAGUGUGAACCAACUGCAAGUCUCUACAGAAACAUCUUCCUGCUAUUAAACUUUGUACAAGCUGACAAAAAAAAAAAAUUAGCUUACCCUUGAAGAGUUUUACCUGAAAUUUUUGAAUGCUAUAUUUUUUGUGACCUCUUUGAAGAGUGAUAUUUACAUAGUAUGAUAGUUCAGUAAAUAGUUCACAUAUAGAAAA